AUUCGCAGCAUUUUUGGUAAGUAGUCGCCUAGAAAUCGAAUGCAAUUCUAUUCGUCGUUUAUUUUUCCGUUGCUUCGGGCUUACUGUGGGAAAUGAUCGCAUAGCGCACACAGCGACUUAUAAAUUAAAUGCAGUGACUAUUUUCUUUGAAGAGUUUGGCUCAAUCACUUCAUUUAAUAUCACAUCUGUUGGAUGCGGCCGUCGUCGUCGUCCAAUGUAAAUAUUGACACAAUUGCUUGCUCGUUUUCUCCGCUGAUUGGUAUUCUCAUUCGUGCGUUUCUAAUGGUUGUAAUAAGAAGAGCUGUGCGGCAAUCGUAAUUUGCUCCGUUGUGUUUAUUUAUUUGCGCUCUCUCAAUUUCUGGUCGGCCAAAAACGUGAGAAACAACCAACUUUUUGACAUCAUCAUCGUCGCCGUUUGUCAUUGCGCUGGCUGCUGCUCGCCUUGUCAUCAUCACUCUUCGUUUCAAAGACAAACAGCCCCAAACACGAUAGAAUAAAAAAAAAUAAACAUAUCCUUUCCAAACUGUUAGACGAAUGUGAAACUCAAAGCACGAAUUAAGAGUCAUUAAGUUUGCUCAAUUUCACAAACUUUUCCAGUCAUUUUCAAAGUUGUGGACUUAUUUUCAGAGAUACUCCUCGAGACCUUUUACUCCAGCCCUCUCGGCCAACAUUCGUUCAUCACAUAAGCAAACACACACGCACCAAACACAAACACACAGUGAACGCGAACGACAUUUCCGUAACGAAUUGCGAAUAUGUCGGAAAUUGUGCCAACGUGCCGCGAAGAUGUAACCAAGCGAAUUCUACAGCAUAAAGUCGUGCUGCAAAAAAAGUGGCGAGAUCUGGCUGAGCAACUCAACCAAAGUGUGGAAUGGACGGUAGCCGCAUGUUUGGGUCAAAUGCAAAUGAAUCUUGAGCAAUCUCAAGCGGUCGCAGCGUAUUUUCAAUUGAAUGCCCAAGAAUGUCUUUGGCUUCAAACCAUACCGCAUAAAAAUACCUUGAACGGUGGCACAGUACCAUCCGAUCCAUUGCUGUAUCGCUUACAUGAGGCGUUAGGUGUAUACGGGCCAGCGUUGAAAGAGAUAAUCCACGAGGAAUUCGGCGAUGGAAUCGUUAGUGCAAUUGAUUUCUCCAUCAAAGUCGAACGCGAAAGUGAUCCGGCUGGUGACCGUUGUCGAUUGGUUUGGUCUGGCAAAUUUUUGCCAUACAAAAAAUUCUAAUCGCAUUUUUUCUGCUUAAUCAACGAGACUCAACACACUCCUAAUACUCUAUUCACAAGUAGAUGGCACCAAGAUGCAACAUUGCCACAUUUAGAAUCCAAUAUGAAUUUAUGGAAGGAAAAAUUUAUACACCGAAUUACAUUUAUAUUGAUUUUUGAUUGAAGAGAAUUCUAUUACGACCAAUAAAUAAUGUGUAAUAAUUUUGAAGCAAAAAGAAAAUCGUGACAGAGA
This is a messenger RNA of Sitodiplosis mosellana (orange wheat blossom midge), 1451 nucleotides long. Its product is annotated as cyanate hydratase-like. Gene Ontology annotation, molecular function: DNA binding; cyanate hydratase activity. The transcript is spliced from 3 exons. NCBI's taxonomy places the organism in Eukaryota, Metazoa, Arthropoda, Insecta, Diptera, Cecidomyiidae. The coding region runs from base 756 to 1220 and encodes 154 amino acids. The record is from RefSeq and is a predicted model, not a curated record.